Molecule: messenger RNA, 1284 nt
Organism: Beta vulgaris subsp. vulgaris (sugar beet)
Lineage: Eukaryota; Viridiplantae; Streptophyta; Magnoliopsida; Caryophyllales; Amaranthaceae
Product: protein FANTASTIC FOUR 1
Exons: 1
Coding region: 229-1158 (309 amino acids)
Source: RefSeq, a predicted model, not a curated record
CUCCCCCACAAUCCCAUAACAUCUCUCUUACGUCAGAAACUUUGUAGGUAACCUUUAGAGCCUAUAAAUAACAAACCUCCCAAACUUCAUUACAUCCCAUGCUCACAACUCACAACUCACAACUCACAACUCACAACUCACAACCAAAACUAAAACCAUAAUCCUUAAAACCCUCCUUAAUUAUUUCCUUUACAUUCUACAAAAAGAAAAAAAAAAAAAAUCAUCAAAAUGUCAACCAUUGUUUAUCAAGAGUUACAACCUUCUUGUACUAAUACUGAAUCCUUUUUCGUUGAGUCUCGAACCCUCAACCUCAAACUCAAUAAUUUCUCGAAAGUCGAGACUGAAGCCGCCACUAUUAGUGGUGGUUGGUCUGCGAUUGAAGCUCUUCCAAGUAAAAGUGACUCAUAUAAAACGUCGAAAGAUGAGCCUCCAUAUGUGCAUCCAUUAGUUAAACGGUCAUCUUUCAUGCUUAGUGAAAAAAGUUUGGAAAUGUGUACGGAAAGUCUAGGUAAUGAAUCCGGUUGUUGUUCGAUGGAAAGCGGAUUAUUUUCGUUUCCUUCAACAACAACAACAACAACGAUGAAGAUGCAAGAUUAUAAACCACGUCAAAAGUUACAAAAAAGAAAGACAUUAAUCGUAGACCACGGAAAGUUUCCACCUCCUUUGACUACGAUUAGUGGUGGUUCAAAUCCUAUCCAUGUUAAACAGUAUCGCGAAGAGGGUAGAUUGGUACUUGAAGCCGUUUGUUCUCCUCCAAUUCAAUCUUAUUUACAAUCUGAAAGAAGUGAUGGUAGACUAAAGUUGUCCAUAGUAAGGGCAUUAUCGACCGACGAUAUUAAAAAUGAUGAAGAAGAGAACUAUUGUGAUUCUCAAAUUAUGGAUAAUGAUGUGGUUGAAGAAUUUUUGGAUGAUGAAAUGGACCAUGAAAAAGAAAUAAUGGAGGUUGAUGUUGUUGAAAAGGAAGACUUGAAUUUGGAAGAAUGUAAUAGUAGUAGUAAAGAAAAUGAUGCAAAUUUCUUCGAGGAUAUGAAUGGAAUAACAGUGGAGUUUGGGGUUAAAUUGGGGUUAGGAAAGAUUCAUAGACCAACUAGAUGCAAGGAAAGAGGUCAGGGGAAUAAGAGAUUAAUAAAUUGGGAAUCUUUUUGGGUGGCUACUUAGAAAGAAAAAAAAAAAGGUGGAACAAUUUUUUUUUGAACACCCUUUUAUUUUUGUCUGGGCUUUUGGUUGAUUCAUGUACUGUUGAAUAUAUAUAGUGAUUUUUUUUGGGUUCAUUCAUAUAUACUA